AUGGGUAUCGGAAUCCGGAGCCCAGCCCGAGACAAAAUCGACGCGAUCCCGACCCGAUCACGAGACAGGAUUGUAUCGAAAGGCACCACUACCGGCAAGUCCAGAGCCGGAACGCUCACCUUCAGAUUAAUAGAAGCAGAAGUCGAUGAUUUGUCAUCAACGACUGAACAAAUUUUGACCAAAGGGACGCAAACACCAAAAAGAUCAAUGCCAACGGACUCACCAAUGUUAAAUUAUAUAUUUGACUCUCACAACACACUCAAUAAACACCAGCACUAUCAUGAUCAUCGCUGGGGUCCUCAUUUCGAGGGAGAGAGUAAAAACAUCACGGUUCAAGCCGGGGCGAACGUCACUCUUGAUUGUAGAAUAUCUAUGCUUCAUGACAAAGUUGUGUCGUGGGUUCGCCGGCAGGAGGAUGGAGAGAAGAUGACCCUGUUAACAGUUGGUCGCACCACAUAUACUGGAGAUUCGAGGUACACCGUCGACUUUCAAUACCCGGACAACUGGCGUCUGCAAAUGAGAUUCGUCAACAGCAGUGACGAAGGCCAAUAUGAGUGCCAGAUAACAACACAUCCACCAAAAUUCAUUCACAUAAAUCUGCACAUCAAUGCACCCUCGGUUCAGAUAGUAGACGCCAUGGGAGACCCCUUAAGAGAUAAGUACUAUGAAGCAGAUAGCACAAUAGAACUCUUGUGUGUCGUCCGGCAUAUAGCCAUGCAGAUGCAGUACAGCGUUGUGCAGUGGCUUCAUGGAAACAGAACUUUAAAUUACGACACAACAAGAGGUGGAAUUAGUGUCAAAACGAACUUGAUGGAAGAAGGGGCUAAUUCUACACUCAGUAUAGCAAGAGUUAGUCCAUCAGAUAGUGGAAACUACACUUGUGUUCUCACCACAAUGUCGGAUCGACCAGCAACGGUUCACGUUCACGUUUUAAACGGGAAAAAAGUAUCAGAA
Molecule: messenger RNA, 954 nt
Organism: Belonocnema kinseyi
Lineage: Eukaryota; Metazoa; Arthropoda; Insecta; Hymenoptera; Cynipidae
Product: hemicentin-1-like
Exons: 6
Biological process (GO): synapse organization
Cellular component (GO): neuron projection membrane
Source: RefSeq, a predicted model, not a curated record